CCGGAUCCCAUCCCAAAUCGAUCCAUCAUGCAAUUCCAUAAAUCUCACAAACUCUUUGCCUUCUGCAAGAUCGCAACUCUAUCACAGCUUCUCAUUGUCUUGAACUUACAUAGAAAUUCCUUCCCCAUUAGAAAGCUCGAUCUAAUCUGAAACAAAAGUGAAAUAGUACUACGAUGCUUAAUGUUUUCCCACUUAUAACACUGGCUCACCUCACCGGAGGGCGCGGCAAAGCCGCGCCAGGUUUCUAGUCUCCAACAACCGGCGUCCUCCGGUCGCCGUCCCGGCCUGCGGCUGCUCGCGCUCGCCCCUCGACCCGCGCUGAGCGAACGGCAUGGAGCCGAGCAGAGGCAUUGCCUCAGCUCCACUCCCGCAGCCAGCGCUGCGGGCGGCGCCCGCCCCGCGCCUCGGCCGGCGGCUUCCCUUCGGAGCCUUCUCACCGCCGCUGCCGCUCUCUAACGCGCGAGAGCCCGGGUGCUGCGUCAGCAGGGCGCUGCGGCCGCGGCAGGAGUGGGUGGAGAGCUGGGUCCGGAGCAACGACACGCUCGUCCGCGGCCUGCCCAUCCUCGUCGGCGGCGCCUCCCUCGUCGCUGUCCUCCUCAACUGUGCCGUUUCCGGAAUUGCCGCCGUCGCCGACGCCUCCAGUUCGCAGUCGAGGGCCGAUAUUUUAACCCUCGCGCUCUCCGUAACUGACAUUCUUGCCGGACUCGUGUGGCUGUCCAUCCGUCCGAAAUCCAUUUCUCCGGUGGUUCCUCGAGGCGUCGAAUGCAAACGAGUUGGUCCUGGUGUGUCAAGUUCUGCUCUUCAAGAACUACUUUGGACAUGGGAUUCCCUCACUACUGCAACUUGUUGCAAAUCAUUGGUUGUUGUGUAUGGAGGUAAUUGCAUUCUUCAAAUCGGUGUUGCUGCGGGUUCUCCAGAAGAUGGUAAUGCAGUUACUGUGGAUACACAAAAGUUCAUCCAGGGCUCUCUUUAUAGAAGUGCAAUGGAAUCCAAGAAGCAAUCUUAUCUGGCAAACCUUGCUCUGUAUCCUGGGAGGUCUGAGUUGCCCUUCUUGCCUGCUAACACACAGGCACUAAUAUUACAACCAAUUGGUGAUAAAGGAAUUGCAAUUGUUGGCGGUGACACUAUAAGAGGGUUCAGUAGUACUGAUCAGGCAUGGAUUGCAAUGAUCGCAGACAAGUUGGAUGCCACACUGUCGAAGUCUUAUAACUCUUAAGAACUGGGCUGCUAUUGGAUGUUUGGUUCAUCAUCGCCUGCCUCAUGCAAGUGAUGAAAUCGUCCUUGUGACCUUGUCUGACGUGAUAAUUCAUCAAGCAUAUGCAUAUACAUGUGGACGGCUGGACGCUGAACCAGGGCCUCUAUAGUCAAGUUCCAAAUAUUGCAUCUUCUGGUAGUGGCAAAUUGGUGAAACCAGCCUGUUCAGUUGGGUUUGGCCGUUUGGCCAUCUAGUUUAGCAUGGUUCGGUCACAACACCAGGGAGGCAGGGAGUGCUUUCUAAAGAGCUGAUCGUUAGCUCUUAGCUCAAGCUUCAAGCUUCAAUGGCUUUACAUGUUGUGUUUGCCUACUUUCAGCUUCUGAGUUCAUACAACGAAAUGUAAUAUGGAUCUGUGUUGUUAUGAUGUACUCACAGCAGUAUAUAAUGCCUAAAUAGAGCUCGGUAGUGAA
Panicum virgatum (switchgrass) is the source of this 1665-nucleotide messenger RNA. Its product is annotated as protein COFACTOR ASSEMBLY OF COMPLEX C SUBUNIT B CCB4, chloroplastic-like. The record is from RefSeq and is a predicted model, not a curated record. The transcript is spliced from 8 exons. Gene Ontology annotation, cellular component: chloroplast. Gene Ontology annotation, biological process: cytochrome b6f complex assembly. NCBI's taxonomy places the organism in Eukaryota, Viridiplantae, Streptophyta, Magnoliopsida, Poales, Poaceae. Bases 332 to 1216 code for a protein of 294 amino acids.